Paramacrobiotus metropolitanus is the source of this 2725-nucleotide messenger RNA. RefSeq lists its product as uncharacterized. NCBI's taxonomy places the organism in Eukaryota, Metazoa, Tardigrada, Eutardigrada, Parachela, Macrobiotidae. The coding region runs from base 750 to 2330 and encodes 526 amino acids. The transcript is spliced from 6 exons. Gene Ontology annotation, molecular function: nucleic acid binding; zinc ion binding. The record is from RefSeq and is a predicted model, not a curated record.
ACAAGCUUUCCUGGGUUAGAAAAACAGAAAAAAAUUCGGCUUGUUGCUUGCGUUUUCCUUAUACAAAUUAAUUUGAUUUUUGCAUUGAUUUUCAUAUACGUUAUUUUUUUGGAAGUAUUAGUAGAAGUGCCGCUUUGCGCAAGACGCCGAAAACAGUAUUCAAAACGAUAGAUACUGUUUAAAAUUAAACUGUAGAGUGUAGACAGUAAACGGAGUAAACUGUAAACAGAAUAAACUGGUUUUAAUGUAAGUACAGAUUAUAUACAUUCCUGUGUGCGAAAACUACGAACUUGAUUCCAUUAUUUCCCACUGUCGGACUUGGUGCAAAAGUUUGGUGCCCUUCAGGGUAGUCGAAUCGCGGGAAUCGCCUUUCCGCCGUCUUAUGAGCUGCCGAGUCCUACUCGAAUGAUCUUGGAUCAUGCUCCAGGUCCAUAUUCCACUCUAUGCAACCAACAAUAUUGUAGCCCAUGUUGAGAGCCAUCAUAUACCGAAACCUGGGAGGAUUCUUGUGGUUGAAAUCCUUAUGGACAUUAUGGUUAUCCACAAGCCUCAUGAGUGAAAGUGUCACAGAAGCGAGGUUUUCGACAUAGUCACGUAGCCCUAGAUUUGAUGAUUCCAUCUGUCUGGAUUAACACGCAUCCGUCUUGCUGAUCCUGAUUACAUUCCGAUAUUUCGAAUGCUCUGACAUGAGUCAUUGAGUACGUGUAUAUGAAUUAUGCGGUUCCAUAUUCGCCGGGAAUUGGUUUACCAUGUCUUCAAGAGCUUCUUCCGGUACAAGCGAGUAUACAGCACCCAAAGUUUUGGCCUGGGCACGUGGUUUGGAAACAUUCGAGCGCAUGGAUUUCGUCUACCUGUUGAUGCAUAGCUUGUUUCCCACGGAAUUACGCUAUAUUCAUGGAAUACUUGAUGGGCUGCUGAAACGGGACGAAGCGCUCUAUGCCGGUUCCGUCAAUCAGGCCAAUGAUUUUGUCCGUCUUUCACAUUUUUACGAGAAUUAUGAUCCGCGCACGGUUAUGGCAAAUGAUGGAUUGCGGCGCCAGUUUAUUGUGGACCUUUCGGCAUUGCACCCACUGAAUUUUUAUUGUGCUGACAUCUUUUUCGGUGUUUUGCAAAGGGCGGAGUUGGGAACGUGGAGUUUUAAUUCCGACAGCCAAAAACUUUUGCGAGAAUUAAUUCUUAUAACACUUAUGGUAGCCCGGCACGCAGCUUUCCGGUUCGACAACCGAUUAUUUGUUUGGAACAUCUCGAGAACGCUUACUCAAAAAUUAAAAAUCUUCAGGGAAGCGGAAGAGCAAGCGGAAGUAUCCAGAGAAGAAACCGAAGAGGAGCUGGAAGAGUUGAAAUCCCAUGCAGAUAUUCCUGCACUUACCCCGGAGCCGGUUGAGCAGCAGUCUACAGUCACUGCUUCGGGUUCCCUGGUUAGGGCUGACAGACUGCCGAACGGAUUAUACGAAUCUCCGCCCCCGUUCGGACGUGCACCUUACAAUCACGAGAAGCGAGAGAAAAAACCGCCCACCAUUAAGGCCGAUUUCCCUCCUCUGGGCGGAAAUGUAAACCACAGACCUAAAGCUCCAACGAUUUCUGCCAGGGUGCUGGAAGUGGCGCCUUCCAUGAAUGCUUACGAAGCCGCGCCUUAUGGUGAUUCUCGAAGCAGGGCUGUUGAGCAGGCACUUGUUAUAAAUACCCAUGAAAGUAGUUUUGCCGAAAACUGUGAUUUUCAAGAUUCUCGUUUGGCCUCUAAUAAAGAGAGUUUUGCUGCAAAUAAGGAAACAAAGGGAAGCAACAAAACAGUAAGCGCGCUGCCUGUAUCCUCUUCCACGGAAUUCCCGCAUUUUGCCCAUCAGAACAUGCCACUCGUCGCACCCUCCCUGUCAAAUUCGGUUGCCCAGAACUUCCCUAAAACCUUGGAUGAUGACGUGGAAUCACUGCGGAGAAAUGCCGCUGAAGCGGAAGAUGUGGUUCAUAUGGUUGCAGCACAGGAGAAGUUUUCGAUAACGAAUAAUAGACCAAGUGGUAGUGCACCAGGAAUAAUUGGUGCUUUCCCUCGUGUGUAUUCCAUAACUGGGCCGAGCGGUCCGCGGUUGCCCAGUCAUGUUCCUUACAGUUUACCACCGCAUCAUAACUUUGCCGUUCCGCCUGUUUUCCCUAAACCUGUUUCCUGUUACAACUGUGGAUUUUCUGGACAUCUCGGCGAGUACUGUCCGAAAAAGAAGCCGCUUGAUUCAGAGCAAGCUGAUAAAUACUGCUCUCUGCAGCGUGAUGCCAAAAGAUACCCUGAGAAGAGUCGACCAUCAACACGAUUGCCUGGACCUCACAGUCAUCAUCCCUAACGGCCUUUGAAAUACUUCUUUUGAGGCUGUUAGACAGGUUUCCGUGAUGCCUUUUUUGGAUAAGUCAACAUUCAACAAUGGACUGCCUUGCCUGCAUCUGGCUACAAUCUCAUGGAACUGGAAGUCAAGAUAUAGUUGUCUGGCAUUAUCCUUGUGCUGAAGAUGGAAGCAUUUUAUGGAGCGAUAAGUUUGCAACAUUUCCGCUCCCUUUUUUAUUGAAUUAGGUUGCUGUUUUGUUAAAUUUCGAUUCGGUAAAAAAUAGUGAACUGUAUCUGCAGCUCAGUGAUCGUGCCGCACUGCAUCUGCGCGAUCGGCACUGUAAAGCGAAUCACCCUGCUCAGAUAGGGCUGUAAAUAGAAGUAAAUACUUACUGUAUGUUACUUGUAUAAGCAUUG